Darwinula stevensoni is the source of this 2050-nucleotide messenger RNA. NCBI's taxonomy places the organism in Eukaryota, Metazoa, Arthropoda, Ostracoda, Podocopida, Darwinulidae. The record is from the annotation of a GenBank genome assembly.
AACGAUGAAGUGGUCCUUGAGAAUUACCGGCGGACCAAAGCGCGUUAAUCAUGCUGCAGUUGCCGUCGGUCAAAGCAUUUAUUGCUUUGGGGGAUACUGUAAUGGAGAGAAUUUCAAAGACUUCACUCCCAUCGAUGUGCACAUCUUCGAUACUUUGACAUUGAGAUGGAGGAGUCUUCCAGUCGUCGGAAAGAAAGAUCCAUCAGCAGGUCGAGUUCCGUUUCGUCGGUAUGGGCACACGGUCGUGGAACACUUGGGGAAGGUCUACCUAUGGGGUGGAAGAAACGACGAACGGGCGUGCAACGUUCUCUAUUGCUUCGAUACCAAAAGACACUCUUGGAGCAGUCCUGCUGUAUUGGGACAAAUCCCAGGUGCGAGAGAUGGCCAUUCAGCCGCGAUACUCCGUGAUGGCAUGUACAUCUUUGGUGGAUUCGAAGAAGAGUCUCAGACAUUUUCUCGCGAUUUACAUCGCCUGGAUUUGAUGACAUUCACAUGGACGUUGGUAAUGGUUACAACCAAUGGAUCUCCACCGAAAAACCUAGAUUUUCAUUCGUGCACAGCAUUGGGAGACUGCCUUUAUGUGUUUGGAGGCAGAGGAGACAUUGCGGGAGCAACUUACACUGGUCAAGGUAUCUAUGACAAUACCAUGGUAGUCUUCAAUACUGUGUCUAACCAGUGGACCUAUUCCAAGGUCGAAGGUGACGUUCCUCUGGGCAGAAGGAGUCAUUCUGCAUUCGAGCGAAAUGGAUACAUUUACAUAUUUGGAGGCUAUAAUGCAAUCGAGAAGCAACACUUUAACGACCUCCAUCAGUUCGAUCCAGCGCUAAAGAAAUGGAAGAAGCUCACUCCAGGUGGGGAAGGUCCAUGUAGCAGAAGGCGACAAACAUGCUGUGUCAUCGGGAAUCGGAUGUUCCUCCAUGGUGGAACGAUGCCAUUGCCAGGUUUCCCUCCGCCAGGCGAAGAUGAUCCCGACAACCCACCCAAUCUCUUGGAUUUGGAUGAUCUUUUCGUCUUAGAAUUCUCUGAAACGAUGAAGUGGAUCUUGAAGGUAAGCGACGGACCAAAGCGCGUUAAUCACGCUGCAGUUGCUAUCGAUCAAAGCGUUUAUUGCUUCGGCGGUUACUGCACCGGGGAGGAUUUCAAGAACUUCACUCUCAUCGACGUGCACGUCUUCGAUACUUCCACCGCGAAGUGGACGAGUCUUCCAGUCCCCGGGAAGAAAGAUCCAGGAGCAGAUCGAGUUCCGUUUCGCCGGUAUGGGCACACGGUCGUGGAACACUUUGGAAAGGUCUACCUAUGGGGUGGAAGAAACGACGAACGGGCGUGCAACGUUCUCUAUUGCUUCGAUUCCACAACACGCACAUGGAGCCGUCCUGCUGUAUAUGGACAUAUUCCAGGCGCAAGAGAUGGCCAUUCAGUCGCAAUACACCGUGAUGGCAUGUACAUCUUUGGUGGAUUUAUAGAAGAAUCCCAGACUUUUUCUUGCGAAUUACAUCGCCUGGACCUGAUGACCUUCACGUGGACAUUGGUCACAACUACCGGGUCUCCACCAAGAUAUCGAGAUUUUCAUACGUGCACGACCCUGGGAGACAGUUUUUACGUGUUUGGAGGCCGAGGAGAUGAUUCUGGAGCAAAUUUUACGGAUCAAGAGGUCUAUAGCAAUGCCAUAGUUGUCUUCGAUACUAAGUCUAACCAGUGGAUCCAUCCCAACGUUCAAGGCGAUAUUCCUCUGGGCAGAAGGAGCCAUUCUGCCUUUGAAUACAAAGGAUACAUUUAUGUUUUUGGCGGAUAUAAUGGAAUCGUGGAGCAACACUUCAACGACCUCCACCAGUUUGAUCCAUCCCGUAUGGAAUGGAAGAAGCUCACUCCAAUUGGGGAAGGUCCAUGUAGCAGAAGGCGACAAACAUGCUGUGUCACCGGGAAUCGGAUGUUCCUCCAUGGUGGAACGAUGCCAUUGCCAGGUUUCCCCCCACCAGGCGAAGAAGAUGACCCCGACAACCCACCCAAUCUCUUGGAUUUGGAUGAUCUUUUCGUCCUCGAUUUCUCAGAG